Lineus longissimus is the source of this 1991-nucleotide messenger RNA. Its product is annotated as tubulin beta chain. Lineage: Eukaryota; Metazoa; Nemertea; Pilidiophora; Heteronemertea; Lineidae. Gene Ontology annotation, molecular function: GTP binding; structural constituent of cytoskeleton; GTPase activity. Gene Ontology annotation, cellular component: cytoplasm; microtubule. The transcript has 4 exons. The record is from RefSeq and is a predicted model, not a curated record. Gene Ontology annotation, biological process: mitotic cell cycle; microtubule cytoskeleton organization. Bases 103 to 1443 code for a protein of 446 amino acids.
UAAAGCCAGCCUCCCGCCAACUGCAACUGAGCACAUUUUUAAUUGCCUGGGGAAGAAGAGGCUGUACAUAUCGCUUCGUAAUUUAUCAAAAAAACAUCAACUAUGCGGGAGAUCGUUCAUAUGCAAGCUGGACAGUGUGGUAACCAGAUUGGUGCCAAGUUCUGGGAGGUAAUCUCAGAUGAACACGGCAUCGACCCCACAGGCACAUACCAUGGUGACAGCGAUCUCCAACUAGAAAGAAUAAAUGUAUAUUACAAUGAAGCCACGGGUGGAAAGUAUGUGCCACGAGCCGUCCUUGUCGAUUUGGAACCAGGAACGAUGGAUUCAGUUCGCUCCGGACCUUUUGGACAAAUCUUCCGACCAGAUAAUUUUGUAUUUGGACAGAGUGGUGCUGGUAACAACUGGGCAAAGGGACAUUAUACAGAAGGUGCGGAGCUCGUAGAUUCAGUGCUGGAUGUUGUGCGAAAAGAGGCGGAGAGCUGUGACUGUCUUCAAGGAUUCCAAUUGACACACUCCCUAGGCGGUGGAACUGGCUCGGGUAUGGGCACACUCCUCAUCAGCAAGAUCCGCGAAGAAUACCCAGACAGAAUCAUGAACACAUUCUCUGUAGUACCAUCACCAAAGGUCUCCGAUACUGUAGUAGAACCAUACAACGCCACACUCUCUGUCCAUCAACUUGUGGAGAACACAGACGAGACCUACUGCAUAGACAACGAAGCUCUGUACGACAUCUGUUUUAGGACAUUGAAACUGACAACCCCAACCUACGGCGAUCUUAACCAUCUAGUAUCUGCAACCAUGUCUGGUGUAACAACUUGCCUCCGAUUCCCUGGCCAAUUGAACGCCGAUCUUCGUAAGCUAGCCGUCAACAUGGUGCCAUUCCCGCGUCUUCAUUUCUUCAUGCCUGGCUUUGCUCCUCUGACGUCGCGUGGUAGUCAGCAGUACCGGGCGCUCACAGUCCCAGAGCUUACGCAACAGAUGUUUGACGCGAAGAAUAUGAUGGCCGCCUGUGACCCACGACACGGUCGCUAUCUGACCGUAGCUGCCAUGUUCCGAGGACGCAUGUCGAUGAAGGAGGUUGAUGAACAAAUGUUGAACGUCCAGAACAAGAACAGCAGUUACUUUGUUGAAUGGAUUCCCAACAAUGUGAAGACGGCUGUCUGUGAUAUCCCUCCGCGUGGCCUCAAGAUGUCCGCUACGUUUAUCGGCAACAGCACUGCUAUCCAGGAGCUGUUCAAGCGCAUCUCCGAGCAGUUCACCGCUAUGUUCCGUCGUAAGGCUUUCUUGCAUUGGUACACUGGUGAGGGUAUGGACGAGAUGGAGUUCACGGAGGCCGAAUCCAACAUGAACGACUUGGUGUCGGAAUAUCAGCAGUACCAAGAUGCCACUGCUGAAGAGGAGGGCGAAUUCGACGAAGAGGAAGAAGAUGCUGAAGAAGCUUAAAUCUUGGACUGAUUCAUUCCAAAAGUUGUGUUUCCGAGUCUUAGUUUUCCAUCAUACUGCUCUGUCUUUGUACUGUGCAAUACUAAAAUAAUUUCAGGACUCCAUAUGAAAUUGAACAUUUCAUGCUACCAUUGGUUUUGCUGCUAGAUCUGCAUAAAGUCUCCACCAUGCAUACUGUUAUUUUAAGUUGUACCAAAUCAAAGCAGCACAAAAGUAGAAAACGUCACAUUAUUAAGAAAUCAAACUAACUAUCGAAGCACUGCACUUAUGAAUCUUGAUUUGAGAAUGACUUUUGUAAACCAUCCAUAUGCAGUGGUCAGGAGAAGACAUCAAGUUAAACAGUCUGGGAGUCCUGACCAAAUCAUGCCAAAAUUUUGUGUUCUCUUGUGUUGUAAUUGUAUGUCAUAAAUACCGGUUCUUUUUACAGUCUUUUUGGAAACAUUUUGUACAAUCAUGUGAAUUGUACCCUCGUUCAUUUUGCUAUGUUGACCAACCAUCUGAUGCAUGUUUGAAUCAUGCAGAUUUCAAUAAAAUGAAUUUUAUGUGAA